UCUCAGUACAAGAACUGACACUCCCCUCUUCUCCUCCUUCUCACUCUUUGAAGCGGGAAACUGAUGGCAACUUCUUCUUUUCUCUUUCGCUCCUCAAGCAAAGCCAUGGCUUCUGCAAACCCAGUCCAGUCCCUUCUCCAUGAGCUCACUUGCUCCCUCUGCCUGAAGGAGUUCAUGGACCCAGUGAUGCUCAUCGGAUGCGGGCAUAACUUCUGCAACGCUUGCAUCACCAAGCACUGGAAAGGCUCCCUUAAGAACGUCUGCUGCCCUCAGUGCAAGAAGGGUUUCUUGAAGGCCAAGCUGCAGCAAAACGGGCCGCUGAAGAACAUGGUGGAGGCAAGUCGGCAGAUCACCUGGGGAAGCCUGAAAGAGUCAGCCACGUCCGAGAGCACCUGCCCUUCGCACAAGGAGCCUCUGACACUUUUCUGCCAAAAGGACAGCAUCCUGAUCUGUGCAAAGUGUGAGGUUCAGCAUCAGGACCACACCAUCCUGCCCAUACAGAAGGCUAUUGACGAGCAAAAGGUAAUAAUAGACGGAGCUUUCAGAUAGAGGGGGGGUGGCAAAACUAUGUACAGUGGUACCUCAGGUUAUAGUCACUUCAGGUUACAUACACUUCAGGUUACAGACUCCACUAACCCAGAAAUAGUACCUCGGGUUAAGAACUUUACCUCAGGAUGAGAACAGAAAUCGUGUGGCGGCAGCAGGAAGCCCCAUUAGCUAAAGUGGUACCUCAGGUUAAGAACGGUUUCAGGUUAAGAACGGACCUCCAGAACGAAUUAAGUUCUUAACCCGAGGUACCACUGUAAUUGUUAUUAAUGUUUCUUUAGAAUAGGUUGCGUCUUGCCCAAAGUCAAAUUUCAGCUAGGACUCUGCCUCAGUGCCCUUUAAGAUGUCCAGAGAGACCCAUUCAACUUUUGAGGCCACUAGCCAUAAAAAAGAAAAAUGACAACACGCAAAAUUAAAUUAAGGCACCAAAAAAAAGGGGGGGUGAGUGGGUUUUUUUAUAUAAUCAGCAGACCUGAAAGGAUGUGUUCGUGAUGGUCUAACCUUAUGCCUUCAGAACAUAUAUUAUUUUAUUUAUCAAUGUUUUAAACUUUUUAAUGUGGCAGAAUCUGUAUCAGUUAACAAAAAGAAAUACUGUAUGUCUUUUGCAAAUCACAUCUCUCAUUUGUUUAAAUCUGUAGCCCUAAAUUAAAAAAACAAGUCGCCAGACUUAUUAAAUGCCAAAAAACCCCACAAAACCACUCCACAAGUGUCUAAUGGCGGUGUAAGGGCAGAGCCAGACACAAAAUGGAGGCCGAGGUUGGCAUAAUCAGCUGGCAAUUACUAACAUCACUUUUUACUGCUCUCUGAUCCAUCUUUGGAAAUAGCUGAAAUCUUUCCCACAAUAUCUUCCUUGUGGCAAGCAGUUCCAUAGCUCAGUUUUCCUCCAUCUGCUCUGGAGGUAUUGUGACUCAGCCUCCCCAUGCUAGGGAGAAUUUAGUGAUCCCUUCCCUUUCCCACCUUUCUCUCAAAUUAUUUUUACCCAUCUCCUGUAAUUUCUUCUCCCAAUCCCCUUUUGCAUUCAACUUGUACCUUAUUCCUCAUCCCCAAACUGUUAGUUUUCUUUCAUCCCUCCCCCUGCCCUGGUCAUUUCACAUUCACUUCUGCCUGCUAUAAGAGCUUUCCACUCCUAUUCCCUUCCUUUCUAUCCCUGUUUCAUUUAUUUAUUUAAUCAAUAUGUUGUUGGGGGAAAGCUGCCUGGGCCUCAUCACUUCUCAAGUUCUAACAAAAGUCUGGGUGAGGUUAGGAGGACAUGUAAGUCAUGAGUUUUCAGAAAACGAAACUGAAAAAAGCAGCCCUUAUGCUGUCUUCACAGCAAGAGUCUUUCUGCGCCCUUCAACCUACUCUGUACUUUUCUGCCUGCUGUUAGCGAAACUUUGAAAAGCCUUUAUAUAAGGCGUCUGAUAUGCUUGGAACUUCCUGGGGAAAACCUCCUGAUGCUUUGAGUGACCCAACUUGCAUGUAUACUGUAAUUAAAUUGCUUCUGGCAGAUUUUUACACUAAACGCAAAGUGCAAUAUUCCAGAAUAUUAAUUUUUAAUCUCUCUCUUUCCCGCCCCCCCCCUUCUAAUUUCCUUUCUAAUUUCCUCUGGUCCAACUAAAAGGCUAUCUGCAUGAGUUGUAAGCCUCAAUAUCCACCUUGGAGCAGGCAAGCCAGAACACAGAUGUGUGUGAACCUUCUUUCAUUUUUAUUUUUUAUUUCAGCCCCUUCAUGCCUGCCUUCUACUCAGAACCUUGGGUGUUAUCAGUCAAGCAUCCAAGUAUUCUGACUAGGUCGAGCUGUGCUGAAAGUUUUGAAACCAGAUAACACCAGCUGCACACAUUCCUAUGAGAUUUACUCGUGGGUCCUUUGUUCUGGGUUUCUUCUUCCUUGUUUUUUUGCUUGGGAGUUGGAACCUUGUUGCAACAAUAAAAGAUCAGGCUUCCAAGCCGCUGUUUUGCUUCAAUUGGCCUGGCUGUGGUCUUGCUGGAACUUGACUAAUUCUGAACUAGCAGAGCUAGCGAAGUUGAGAAAUUUAAGUAUCCUACCCCAAGUUUUGUCCUUGUCACUUGUGAAUGUGUAUUUCCCUCAGCACUUUCUGCUGCAGCCCCUGUCCUCUUUUUAGAAUGUGUGGGGAUUAGGUGUGCCAUGGCAAAGCAAGAAGUGCUUGGGUGCACUGUGGCCAAAGUUUCCUGUUUAGGGAAGUUUUUAAUGUUUAAUGUUUUAUCAUAUUUUUAAUAUUCUGUUGGGAGCCACCCAGAGUGGCAGGAGAAAAUAUUAUUAUUAUUAUUAUUAUUAUUAUUAUUCCCUUACGUGGUGCCUGUGUGGUAAACCAGUUGCAUGAGAAGCGAACUAAGCUGGGAAAGUACAGUGGUACCUCGGGUUACAUACGCUUCAGGUUACAGACUCCGCUAACCCAGAAAUAGUACCUCGGGUUAAGAACUUUGCUUCAGGAUAAGAACAGAAAUUGCAUGGCAGCGGCGUGGCAGCAGCGAGAGGCCCCAUUAACUAAAGUGGUCUUCAGGUUAAGAACAGUUUCAGGUUAAGAAUGGACCUCCGGAACGAAUUAAGUAUGUAACCAGAGGUACCACUGUAUAAGGGUUCCUCCCUCUCCCUUUUUAGAUUAUGUGGUUGUUUUGAAGUCAAACCACUGCAUUAGCAACAUCAAAGUGACCUCCCUGGCGUGCCAGUCUGGGCAGUGUCUAUGGAGGUCUUGGGCUGCCCAGGCUACAAGACCCCCUAUAGUGAAGUUGGGAAAUCUCAGUAUGCCAAACGCUGGUUCACGCAGGAGUGAGGCAUUGUGGGAGAGAUAAAAUUGUGGCCUUCUGGGGAAUGGUUGUGUUAACGGAGAAAUCUGAGGGCUCCCUUGGACAAAAAAACAAGGACACCAGCCAGGAAUACCAGAGCAAAACAGCAGCCAGUAGGCUUGGUCUUUAUUGAAGACCAUCGUGACAGGACUCCCACCUGCCACAAGGUGGAACAAGAUGGAAGCCACGAACAAAAGAGCCCCCAAACUUUUAUUAGCUGCUAAUCCCCAUGUUGGGUAAAGUAAAGGGACCCCUGACCAUUAGGUCCAGUCGUGGCCGACUCUGGGGUUGCGGCGCUCAUCUCACUUUAUUGGCCGAGGGAGCCGGCGUACAGCUUCCGGGUCAUGUGGCCAGCAUGACUAAGCCGCUUCUGGCGAACCAGAGUAGCACACAGAAACGCCGUUUACCUUCCUGCCGGAGUGGUAUCUAUUUAUCUACUUGCACUUUGACGUGCUUUUGAAAUGCUAGGUUGGCAGGAGCAGGGACCGAGCAACAGGAACCCACCCCGUCACGGGGAUUUGAACCGCCGACCUUCUGAUCGGCAAGUCCUAGGCUCUGUGGUUUAACCCACAGCGCCACCCGCGUCCCCAUGUUACACCCCCCAAACUACAUCACUCAUACAUCACGGUUACAUCAUGAAAGGGGAGGUCUGGUGGCAGUAAUCUGAGCAUCCUGGACCCUGCCCCAUGGUUCUCCUUGCCCUCCACCAAACACCCAUCAAGUGUAACAAAAAAGAUAUUUACAUUUCCCUGUUUCCCAGCCAAGUUAAUCACACCCUUUUGUCUUCAUCUGGGUUUGUUAUUUCUGGAAUGGCUACCUGUCUGGCAUCAGGUAUCAGGAUGCCAGGGAUUAUCACUCAGGCAGAGGGGCUGAGGAGUAGCUGAGCUCACAUGUCUAUAUGAAUUUCUGAAGUUUUCCCAGUGAGCCAGUACAUAGAUACAUUUACCAGUGAAUUGUUACGUUUGGUAUCGUGCAGCAAAGGCCCUUUGAAUAGACAGGAAGAAACUGUGAUGAAGUGUUUUGUGGGGACAAAUCACAAAAGUCACAAAAGCGAUUGUGCUGAUUUUGGUAGUGGGCUGCAUGUGCAGGAUAUCUGCUGGAGGGGCAACCCCCCCACCUAUACAUAAAUUCCUGCAACAGUUGUUUGGUCUCUUUAAACAUAAAACUCCCUGUUUCUAGAAGUGUGAGUCAAUUACAUCUUGACUCUAGGCAGGAUGAGAGCUUAUCUGAUUUGCAGACCCUGGCACAGCUAGGUGUAGAUUGGGUUGUAAAUAAGGCACAGGAGGCUAUAAAGUAAUUUACAGUUUCGGAGCCUGGUACUUGUAAGAGAAGCCUGGGAACGAAGGAAGAGCCUUUUGAACUAUUGUUGCUGUGUGAGUAUGGUUUUAGCUAGGUAUAUUUUACAAUGUUUUUAUUUUUUGUUUGUAACCUUCUAAGAAACGUGCAACUUUUUGAGUGGCUUGUUCAAUAAACUGGAAAAAGGACUUUUUGUCUUUUGUACUCUGCGCCUUUGCUGGGAGAAGCUAAACUGGUGCCUGACCGUUUGGACACCUACCUGUUGAAUUUCUGUCUGCGUCUCGGUAAAGUGACUCAGGGCUGGGCCAACCCGGUAAAUAUCGAAGGGGGGUUCUCCUCCUUGAACCGCAUACAAGGGUGGUCCAGGAAAGGAGGUGGUUGGCAGCUUUACUGUUUGGCUUGUGAUUUGCAACAACUAGCGAUAGCUCCCCCUUCCUGGCCAAGUCUAGGAGGAAUGGUCAGGGGGGAGUGGAUAGUCCCGCUCACUACAAGCCCCCCCCCCCCCGGCCUCACUGAUGUGGUCCAAAGGAAAGUGUUAUGGAAAUUACGGGGGGGGGGCACAUAUUUAAAGUUGUUAACAGUCACAAAUAUUAUGCCUGAAUGUAUCCUUUCGACUUGACAGCUCAGGGAAUACACCUAGCUUUAUGAUUUAUAUAGGGAUGCAGGUGGCGCUGUGGUCUAAACCACUGAGCCUCUUGGGCUUGCCGAUCAGAAGGUCAGCGGUUCGAAUCCCCGCGACGGGGUGAGCUCCCGUUGUUCGUUCCCUGCUCCUGCCAACCUAGCAGUUUGAAAGCACGUAAAAGUGCAAGUAGAUCAUUAGGUACUGCUCCGGCGGGAAGGUAAACAGCGUUUCCGUGCGCUGCUCUGGUUCACCAGAAGCAGCUUAGUCAUGCUGGCCACAUGACCCAGAAGCUGUCUGCGGACAAACGUCGGCUCCCUCGGCCAAUAAAGCAAGAUGAACGCCGCAACCCCAGAGUUGUCCGCGACUGGACCUAACGGUCAGGUACUUUACCUAUGAAUUGUAUAAAAUCAACACCUUUGCCAAGUUCCUCCAUUCCAACACCAUUUUGCCCUUGGAAAAAGGACUCUUUCCGCUGCCACCUCCCCAAACUUGAAGACAUGUAUACACUCCAGGAAAUGCCUAGAGGUGAUAAUUGCUGGGAUCAUUGUUCUCCAAGGGAAGCCAGAGCUCAUCACCAGACUUGCCUCAGGCUCCAGACAUGCAAAGGAAGUUCUAUUGUACUUUGGGUUGUGGGACUUCAGAGGUGUUUGCCUAUGCUAAUCUUAUACAGUGGUACCGCAGGUUACAUACGCUUCAGGUUACAGACUCACUAACCCAGAAAUAUUACCUCAGGUUAAGAACUUUGCUUCAGGAUGAGAACAGAAAUUGUGCUCCGGCGGCGCGGCAGCAGCAGGAGGCCCCGUUAGCUAAAGUGGUGCUUCAGGUUAAGAACAGUUUCAGGUUAAGAACGGACCUCUGGAACGAAUUAAGUACUUAACCUGAAGUACCACUGUACCUGGGUCUUGCCCUGCCAUGUCUGCUUAUGGUAAUCUUGUACCAAGGACUUGUCCGGACAUGUUUGCCAAGGUUAAACUAGUGUAAUCCCUGUCUACCCCUCCUCUUUUGUGACAUGUCAGUGAUGUAGCAAUGAUGCUGUACGAACUGUAUUCUGGGAUAUGGUGGGGAAGUUUUAAAAGUCUUUGUCACCCCAUCCUCAGGGUUCAAAUUUGCUCUUUGAACCUAUUGCGCAAUAAACUUUGGUCUACAGCUAUUUGCUCCGGUUGGUGGCUGGACUCCCUCCUUUAUUCCGCAGGGACCCGCGGGCUCUGGGUGACUGAGCAGCCUCACACCUAGAUUUUUCCGUAACAGAAAGCAGAGCAAUACAUGUGGCACCAGUUUGGCUGCAGGAGUUGCCGAAAGGAGGCGUACAAGGCACCAACCAACCACUUCUAGUAGCAUUGCAGAAUAUAGCCAAUUUUCCCUGUUAUUUGCAUCCAGGGGAAAAAAUAUGCUUGCCAAUAAAAUUUGCACUAUAUUCUGCUACAUGUCUGGAAGUGGCCUUUAUUCAAUGUAGAAGCUCAGAUAUAUUGCAGAACUCAACUGUCAGAGAAACAGAACCAACUGUCCUAUGAAUGCAGCCUGAAUGUGGGCAGGGGGACUGAGUUGUAUUCUGGGGCAGGAAACUGCAAAUAAACUGCAACUACCUUUGACUCCUGAAUGCUAGGACCUUUUCUCCAAGUUCUUACACCUGAGAAGUCUAACUGUAAUGUGUCUGAAGGCAGGAACAAACUAAAAUCCAAUUCUGUCUUCCCCUUCACAAAUUCAUCUUAGGAGCAAAUUCUGAGCAAGCUGAAGCAACAACAAGCUUUGGUUGAAAAGUUAAAAGAAGCUGUUGCAUGUGGUGCCAAGGAACUGCUGGUAAGUCUUGCAUAAACGCUCAGCACCUACAGAUGGAUGCUUGAUUUACACCAGACAGCAUAUGAGGCCUGCUGCGGACUGGGAGAUGUCCCUGCCCCACUGCUAUGCCUUAUCUCAUUCCCCAGGAGGAGAGAGAGAGAAUUAAGAAGCUAUUUGAUAGUCAUUUUCAAGUAACUGAAUGUCAGGCACUUACUCAAGAGACCAAAUUUUAUUUUCUGUUGCUCUGGAUGGUAAGACCCAAACCAAUGGGUUCAAGUUACACUCUCUCUCUCUCUCUCUCUCUCUGUGUGUGUGUGUGUGUGUGUGUUUUCAUUAUGCAGUAAAACAGCAUAAUAAAACCAUCAGAACAACCAAGCUGUGAGUACUCAGGGCAGAAGUCCUGUCCAAACCACCACACUCUGACCAUCUUAUGAGAGGGCUACCUAAGCUACCACGUUGCUUGCACACUUUCCAGUCCAUUAAAAAGUGCAUCAUCGUUUUUUAUUUCAGCCCUCACGUAAGAACAAAAAGUUCUUGCCUGAACAUUAGAAAGAGCUUCCUGACAGUAUGAACUGCCCACUAGUUUGAGGCUUGUUUAUACGUUGCACUGAAUGAAAGUACAAGCUGUUGUAUCUCUCUACUCAUGUUGUUGGCACUCGCCUGUCACAAGAGACAUUGGAGUGCGCCUCUGAGGGUGAAGUCAAACAUUAGCAGCAAUGAAGUAACCUCCCCAGGGUGCAAGCCCGGGUGGUAUGUAUGGAGGUCCUGGGCUGCCCAGACAACAAGACACCUCCCCCCCGGCCUCACUGGUGUGGUCCGAAGGAAAACAGAGCAAUACUCACGUAUGUGUGAAAUAAAUCAAAGAAAGGCUGCGGACAUACCAUACAUUUAUUUUAUUUUAUUUUAAAAUAUAUUUUAUUAGAUUUUUUUCCAACUAUACAAAAGUAAAAAAUCACCAUAACAGAAACAAUAGUCACACACACACACACACACACACACACACACACACACAACUGUAUGUCAAAACAAUUUCAAAUCCAAAAACAGGGAUUCUCCAAAUCCCGGGACUUCCCUUCACCCCCCCCUCUGGUUCCUUAAUUUUUCUUUUCAACUGCCUAUCAUUACUACUCCAAAAAAAUUCCAACCAGUUUUUCCUAUUAUAUUUCUAAAAUUACAAGGGUUCUUAAAAUCCUGCCAGUGUGUUAACUUGUUUACAGUACCUUUGCGUAUAUACAUUUCCCAUUCUUUUCUGAAUUUCUUGUCGUCUUGGCUUCUGAGCUUUCCAGUUAAUUUCGCCAUUUUGGCAUAUUCCAUCAACUUGAUUUGCCGGGGACAUACCAUACAUUUAAAACAUACAGCUUCAUUCAAAGAAUCCUGAGAACUGUAGCCCUCAGUGCUACGCUUCUCAACACCCUUAACAAACUACACUUCCCAGGAUUCUAUGGGGCUAAGUCAUGUGUUUUAAAUGCAUUGUGUGUAGGCAGCCAAAUAAUAACAUGAAAUCUGUUGGGAAAGGCAGUGGGUAAGAUGCUUGCAGGCCUAUCAUCCUGUCAUCAUAGGUUUAGCAUAUAUAGUUUGAACCUACAGUUCUGCUGCGAGGAAUAAUUUUCUUGUUUGGCUUGUUCUUUGUUUCUGUCCCACCACAGGAUCAGGCGAGCCUUGCACACCAGGUGUUCGUGACUGAGGUCGAAAACUUCUGCCAGUCUUUGAAGGAUCAGGCGCAGUUCCUGGUGCUCUACCUGGAAGAGCUGAAAAGCGCAAUCUUAAAGAAGAAGGAGGAAGACGACAGCAAAUAUAGCAGGGAUGUGACUCAGCUCGAUGUCUUAACCAGUGCUGCAGAGAAGAUGUGUGCUCAGCUAGGGGCUGAGCUCCUGAAAGGACCGUCCCAAGUCAGUGUCUUGAUCAGUGAGGCAGAGAAGAUACAUCGUCACCGAUGGGCUGAAUUUUGCAAGGUGAGAACAUUGUAAAAAAAUGCAAGCUCCUGCAGUGAGGAUUGCGAAGCCCAGGUUUCAGAAAUCAACAGGGGAUUUUGCACUGCUCAUGCAGCGGCACGAGCAGUUUUCAAAGUGCAAAUUGCAGACAUGGUUCAUUUGCAGUCGUAAUCCCUGUCCUGUUGUGGGGAACUGAACCCUGUGCAGCACAAUCCAUUACAGCUCCUGAUGGAUUAAAUCUGCUCACUGUGUGGCAACUGCAGUUCCUAGCUGCACCAAUCUCUGUGCUACAAUUCAACAUGAGGCUGGCGGAAUAAUUCCUUAAAAACAGCGGCACCGGUGCACUUGUGGGGUGGAAAUUCUCUCACAUUACCAUAGAGCCCUGCAAAAGGGUAAGACACACCACACCAAACUGGGAUCCCGAUGGAUUUUAAUGGGAGUUGACUUUUUACAACUUCGUAGAUACCCCUUUUUUUCAUAUCCGUAGAAACUUAACUACUCGUUUUCUCUCUUUCUCCUUCUUCUAGGAAGAUGAAACGUUCACCAACUGGUAUGUAUCUUAUAUGUAUUAUUUUUAUUGGUUUUCCAAAUUAUUACAAACCAGUCCAAAUUAUUUAAAUUUAAUACAAAAUGUUUUCCCACUCCUGUUGCAAACAUAUGUUCAUUACUUCCUGAUGUAGCCACUUCAUUCUUGUUUAAACACCUCUUCAUCCUUCUCUUGAUGUUAGUCCAUUCUCACAGCCGACUUUGCUAGUUUCCUCACAUUCAGCACCUCUGUUACUUUUCAUAAAUAUAAAAUCCAUUUCAUGUUUGUGGUCCUGCAUAAACGUUGUUCCCAGACCUGGUGUGUUGAGAUAGUUAAUUCCCAUCCUCCUUUGUUCGGUCACAUUCCAUUCCUUGGAAAUCAUUCCUUCCUCUGUUCACCAACAGGCUGCGGCUAUAAAUAACUCUCCAUCAUGAUGACCAAUCUCUGCCAUUAAAAUUUCACUCUGAAGUUCUUCCUCAGCAAGCAGUUAAAAAACCCAGCCUUUUCACAAACGCAGGCUCUUGCCAGAUUUAGUUAGCAGCCAUUCAUCUUCUUUUAAUUGCUCCCUUAAACUCCUGUUCCAGUCCAAAGAUAAUUUAAAUAAAGUCCAUUCAACCUUGGUCGAGGGGGGAGGACAUAAUAAAACGUUAAAUCCUUUGCUGAGCAUAAUAAUAAUAAUAAUUUUUAUUUAUAUCCUGCCCUUCCCAGCCGAAGCCAGGCUCAGAGUGGCUAACAACAGUAAAAUGAUAAAACAUUCUAAAAUCAUUUCAUUAUAAAAUAAUUCCAAUCAGAUUAAUGGCAACCAUUGGGCUAGAGUUCUGUGAGGAUUGCCAAAGGAGGGAGUCAGGCUGUGCCCUGGCCAAAGGCCUGGUGGAACAGCUCUGUCUUGCAGGCCCUGCAGAAAGAUGUCAAGUCCCGCAGGCCCUAGUCUCUUGUGACAGAGCGUUCCACCAGAUCGGAGCCACAGCCGAAAAAGCCCUGGUUCUGGUUGAGGCCAGCCUAACCUCUCUGUGGCCUGGGACCUUCAAGAUGUUUUUGUUUGAAGACCGUAAGUUCCUCUGUGGGACAUAACAGGAGAGGCGGUCCCGUAGGUACAAAGGUCCUAGGCCGUAUAGGGCUUUGAAGGUUAAAACCAGCAUCUUAAAUCUGAUCCUGUACUCCACCGGGAGCCAGUGCAGCUGGUAUAGCACCGGGUGAAUGUGAUCUCGCAGCGAGGACCCCGUAAGGAGUCUCGCCGCAGCAUUCUGCACCCGCUGGAGUUUCUGGGUCAGUCUCAAGGGCAGCCCCACGUAGAGCGAGUUACAAUAAUCCAGUCUGGAGGUGACCGUCAUGUGGAUCACAGUGGCUAGGUCAGGGCGAGAGAGGUAAGGAGCCAACUGCUUAGCUUGGCGGAGAUGAAAAAAUGCUGUCUUUGUUAUAGCUGCAAUCUGCGCCUCCAUGGAAAGGGAGGUGUCGAAGAUUACACCCAAACUCUUUACGGAUGGUGCUGGCACUAAUUGCGCACCCGCAAGAGAUGGGAGUUGCCCCCCCAAUCCCAUAUCGUCCCGACCCAGCCAAAGGACCUCUGUCUUCAAAGGAUUUAACUUCAACCGGCUCCCACGUAACCAUCCAGCCACAGCUUCCAAACAUCUGAUAAAUCAAAUGCCUCCUCUUGUGGGAGUCAUAAAGCCACGGUAAAGGCUUGUAAUAUUGCAGGGUGCCCCCUGACCUCGGCUGACCAGCACUCUGAGCUUUACAAUGUAUUGGAAUGUGUUGACCUUAAAGGGAGUUGUGUUUCCUCUGGGCAGUGAUGACCCUAUAUGGUGAUGGGGGCAAUAAAAGCCUUGACCGGAUGAGGUAACGUGAGACAUUGGCAAACGGCCAUGCGGCUGGAGAGAGACAAAGGAUAAUAAAGAAGCUGCAGGAGGAGAGGGAAGUUCGAAAGGAGCUGCUCAUACCAUCCUGAAAAUAUUGCUGGCUCUCUGUGUCUUUAUUUUAUGCUAAACUGCGCCAUUUGUAACGGCUGGCUCCGACAUCCUCUUAUCUUUUCCUCGGUGUCAGACAAAAUAACAUAGCUAUGACUACACACGGCUCAUUCAUUUUGCAGGGGAGGUCAAGAAUCAACUGGUAUGUAUCUCAUCCUUUUGCCUCCUCCCUCCACCUUCCACAUGUAGAAUUUUUUACAUCUCUCUCCAGAGGAACUUCUGCACUAAUCAUGGCCUCCUUCCUUUUGAUCUGUCCGUUAUCACCAUCUUAACAUAAGUGUGGUGGGAGAUACACUUGGGCUGUUUUCCUGAUGGUUCAAUACCUUCAGUGACACGUGUGUGUGUGUGUAAUUUUGUGUUCCUCAAAAGUUCGUUUUUGCAGAAGCAAAUCAACAGAAGACAAAUGAACAGCAUGCUAUUGUUUCCCCCUCUCCAGGUUUGGUGAAGAACAUUAUAAGGAAAACAGUUCCAGGGAUCUGGAAAACAAAUGCUACGAAAUCACUGAGCUAAAUAAAACUUUGAAGAAGACGUUUCAGAAAUUCAAAGGUAUCAGUAAGCAGGAGAGAAGUGGAUGCGUCACUUCCUGUGAUAGAGUGGAACAAGGCUAUCGGCUUCAAUCCUGGCUCACAGUCCUGGGGCGCCUUUGGGCAUGAUGCCCUUGGUGGACCCCUACUCUUGAGAAGGCCCCUUCCUCCUCACAGCUCUCUUCAGUGCCCAUUCACUUGCAGCAGAGCAGAAUUUAAAUUGCGAUACGGCACACUAAAUUACAACCACAAACAUGCAAUUAAAAAUCAGUUGGAAUAUUUGGUGUGAUGGUUGUGCAGUCCCUCAUCUUCAGUCACAAAUCCUCAGACAAGCUACAGAAAACAUCACUGAAGUUCAUCCACAAAAGGGUUUAGGGACCCCUAUUCUAAUGCUUUCUGUUAUCCUCCCUGCCCUUUCUAGAUCAGAUGGCAACUGAGCUGUGGAAAGCCAGAAACGAAGUCCUGAAGAAAUAUGAACAAGGUGAGUUCACAGGGGGAUACCUGAGAGUCAGACUGGACUUGGUGUGGCAGAUACAUGAACAGGAUCCCUUGUGAUGGCAGUUGUACACCAUGGCCCUUAUUGGGAUGCUGUUACGAUUACUAUGGAUGGAGCCCAGAAAUGGUCACGGUACUCAAAGGAUGUGGGCAACCUUUCCCCUCCAGAUGCCGCUGAACCCAGUAUCCCUUGCAAUCAUGGCUAAAGGUGAAGGAAAUUUUUCUUCCUCUUAUGUAUUUAUUUAUAUUCUGCCUUUUCCCCUGACAGCCUCAAGUGUCAGGGACGUGGCUGAAUCGGAGGGGGAAGAGUCGGACUUGGGAGAUGAAAGAUUGCUUGUACAAGGAGAGACCGAGUCUGACUCUGGAGAUGAAAGAUGGCAGACAGAGCAGGAGGAAGUGGGCUCGACUCUCCCCCUUCACCAAUAGUUCUCUGACUCAGCUAGAGCAGACAUGGACAGCUCACAAGAAGGGGGAGAAAUAGAUGGCAGCAGGGAAGUUGCUAGGCAACCAGCAGAGAGCCAGCGGUCAGAGCUCCUCCUUUGAGAGAGGGGUGUGGGAAUUCCCCCCUCCUCCUCCUCAUUCCAGGAGAGCUGUAAAGGUCAGAAUGCAAUGGAAGUGCAACAGGGGAAAGGCUGGACGUUGGCAUAUUUUCUGUUGUGACCAAGGCGGAGUUUCAGAAUGAGUAACUCCUUUCAAGAGUGGCAGGCUGGGAGCCACUCUCUGAGUGUAACUUGUAAAUGAACGCACCAUAAAACUGCCAGGGAGUCAUUAAUUCUUAUCGAGGCUUGCUUGCCUGCCUGAGAUUGUUACAUCAAGGCAGCUUACUGAUAAAAAUAAGAAACACUAAAAACAUAGGAAAACCAAUAAUUGUUGUUGUUGUUUAGUCGUUUAGUCGUGUCCGACUCUUCGUGACCCCAUGGACCAGAGCACGCCAGGCACUUCUGUCUUCAAAAACCAAUAAUUAAAAAACAACUUAACAUUGAUAGUAUUUUAUCUCCAUUUAUCAUCUAUUAUACAUCAUACAAAUAAUUACAAUAAAAACAGUACAUUUUUAUUACAAUUUUGAAAAAGUAAACGGCAUAGGAUAUUUUUUAUUAUAUCAAGUAGUAUAUUUUUAAAAUAAAUACAGUAAUUCUUUUUUCAGCAGAGCAGCUUAGCCAUCCUAUAACCUCCCCUUCCUCUUGCAGAAAGUGUGUACUUGGAUCGUGACACAGCGCACACCUCGCUGGUCCUUUCUGAGGACCAGGGAAGCGCCUGGGAGUCGCACGAGUCGCCUGAGGAGAUGCCUUAUCACCCUGAGAGAUUUGAGAACCGUCAGUGUGUGCUGGGCUUAAACGGAUACACCUCGGGGAGAGUCUACUGGGAAGUUGAUGUGGGAAAGGCGAAAGAAUGGGGUGCUGGGGUGGCCAGAAAAUCUGUGGAGAGGAAGGGCCCUCUGGACUUUAACCCUGAUGCCGGAAUCUGGGGAGUAGGCCUAGACAGAGUUGGGUUAAACAAGGGAUACUGGGCUUUCACCCUUCAAGGUCCUAUUCCCUUGACCGUGCCAAAACCCCUCAAGAAGAUCCAGGUGUAUCUAGAUUACGACAAAGGGGAGGUGUCAUUUUGCAAUGCCACCGAUGCUGAAACCUUAAUCUUUACCUUCCCUCCGGCCGCAUUCAACGGAAAACAAAUCUAUCCCUGGUUUUGGGUUGGGAAGGGGGCUAUCAAAAUAUGCCAGUUAGAACCAGAAGAUAUCGAGCUCAAACUGGUAGAGGCUGGGCUUAUUAAACCUUGGGAUUACAGUGGUAUCUCUGGUUUUUGAUAAAAGAUACAGUGGUACCUCGGGUUAAGUACUUAAUUCGUUCCAGAGGUCCAUUCUUAACCUGAAACCGUUCUUAACCUGAAGCACCACUUUAGCUAAUGGGGCCUCCCGCUGCCGCUGCAUGAUUUCUGUUCUCAACCUGAAGCAAAGUUCUUAACCCGAGGUACUAUUUCUGGGUUAGCAGAUUCUGUAACCUGAAGCGUAUGUAACCUGAGGUACCACUGUACUAUGAUUUCUGAGGAAUCUCCUCUUUGUAGGCAUUCCCUGGAUUUGCAAUUCCUAAGCACUCUUACUUCCUAUUGCAAUACAUUCCCCUUUGUAAAUUGGGGUCUGUGGCCAGCUCCCUCCUUGCUUCCUCUACUUAAAUCACUUGGGUGGGAACGGCCUCAGGGCAUCUUCCUGUAUGGAAAUCUUAAGUACCGUCAGGUGGUUAAGCAUGUGACCCUGUUUCUUUUUAGGGAAAGGCGCACAAACGAUUGCAGCAGUUGUAUGUAUGGGGCUGUAGCCAACCUAGUGACGCACUGGGAUUUCUCCUUGCAUGAUGGAAUAUUCUCUCCCUCUGCUCCCCUGCUCCCCCCAACCUAUUUUUGAGGUCCUUCCAACGCUCUAUGGCAGUUUGGGGGAGAGGGGAAGUCUCAUUGUGCAAGUAGAAAUCCUGGUGCUGGCGGGACGCAUUAGUUGAACACUUCCCUCAGCUUCCAUGCCUAUCGAUGCAAUGCUGAGUGUGGAAUUAAUCAGGACAUAUUUUCGGUGUAUGCAUUGUUUUUUUUGGGGGGGUGGAGUGGUGUGGAUUGCAACGUGCAUUGCUUUGUUGGGAUGUCUCUAUCAAUACUGUUGGCAACCUGGUACCAUCCAGAUGUUUUAGACUCCAACUCUCAUCGGCCUCAGGCAGCAUGGCCAUAUGGAGUUUAGAACAUCUGGAGGGCGUCAGGUUGGCAAUGGCACAUGCGCAUGCACACACACAAACACACACACACUCCAUUGGUGGCACAGCAGUUUGGCACUGAAGUGGAGGGAAGGCACCAACAUCAAAAUAAAUAAAUUCAGCCCCACACGAAUCUCCCUUGAGGCACUGUCAAAGAACACAAUACUCUCUGGUUUUCUAUGUGCUGUGUUCUAUGCAAAACCCCUUUGUGACAGAGCAUGCAAAAAUACUGUGUUGCUUUGUUUUGCAGCGCCCCUGACAAAAUUAGAAAACAAAGUGCAUUGGGCUGACUAAGCAGUGGAGGUUCUCUGUUCUAUUUCCCACUUUUGGUGUUAAUGUAACUUUCUCACUGUGCCAGCUGAACAUACAUUUAAACUGCCUGUUAUCACUGAUUGUAAUUUUCACACCUCAUUGCCAUCCAGCUCCCACCUAAUCAUUUUCUCAUAUAUACUUGCCAACUAUGAUUUCCUUGUCUGCAUCUAACAAAGUAGGCUGUAGUCCACAAAAGCUUAUGCCAUAAUAAAUUUGUUAUUUAGGGUGCCAUAAUACUCUUUUUGUUGCCUUUUCUUAGGUUGUUCUUUUUACAUAUUGUACCCAGGGAUUUGCAUAGUUCUUUUUUUUAAACUGAUGUUGUUGGUACCUUUUUUGCUGUUCGGAAAGUUCCUGUAUCUAUUUGGCUGUUUCUUCAUGCUCUUUGGCUGUAUUCUAAUAAAAGUGAGAUGCUCACACUGAAAGUUU
Messenger RNA from Podarcis lilfordi (Lilford's wall lizard), 15927 nucleotides. The record is from the annotation of a GenBank genome assembly. NCBI's taxonomy places the organism in Eukaryota, Metazoa, Chordata, Lepidosauria, Squamata, Lacertidae.